Messenger RNA from Volvox carteri f. nagariensis, 2214 nucleotides. RefSeq lists its product as uncharacterized. The record is from RefSeq and is a predicted model, not a curated record. NCBI's taxonomy places the organism in Eukaryota, Viridiplantae, Chlorophyta, Chlorophyceae, Chlamydomonadales, Volvocaceae. The transcript is spliced from 15 exons. Bases 1 to 2214 code for a protein of 737 amino acids.
AUGGGAUGGUUAAUAUACACUUCCUGGCUGACUGUGCAAGUGGUGGGCCUCAAGGACUCCGUGCACGCUGUUGCGAAGCCACGACGAGCCCGACGGACCAGGUCCCAAUUUCAGAAUUUCACGGGCUCUUACCCCGUGACGGAAAUACCAUUGUCCAAGUACGGGUGGAUGGAGGUUGAGGACACCAUAACCGGUCUCCUUGAGGCUGCCCUGGGCCCGGAGGUGGCAUAUUGGAAGAGCCGCGGAAUCACGUGCGACGACAUCGCCCACACGGUCGGGGAGCUCCACAGCAUGUAUGAUGCGGUUCGGGAAAACCAGAAUUUCCUUCACAGCCUCCGUGUUGUGAUCAUUUACAACCAAACCUGGCACUUUCUCGACCCAGUCCAGUGCAGCGGCGGCAACGGCAGCGACGGGGCCGGGGGGCCCGAGGGCAGGGGAGGUAGCACGCCCCAGCCCUCGCGCUUCGACUGGCCGCUGCUAGCACCAAACUCACCCGACGUGUGCUCAUCCCCAUGCCAGGCUCAACUCAAGCUGAUCCACCAGGCCAUUGCUUCACGGCUGGAGGGCUGGAGGUCCCGGCGACCUCCAGCUUAUUUGCAGCCCCCACGCUAUCGGCUGCCGGACAUGGUCUUCGUCAUCAAUGCAGCAGACAACAUGCAGCGAUUCGGCUACAACUCGCGGGCGCCCGUGUUGUCGCUGAUGAAGUGGUGGCAGGUGCCCUGGACCGAACUGCAAGAGCGGCAGCAACAGGAGGACAAGCAGCAACAGGAGGAACAAAAACAAAAACAACAGGCGGUGUCCCGAGCAGAUUCGGAAGGAGAUGCCUCGACGCGAGGCAAUAGCAGUACUGGCGGUCCCGCUGCCUCCCUCGGUCGCCUCGGCGGCAAGCUUUUAAAGCCGCUGCAACUGCCGUAUAAUGUGGCGCGACUCGCAGCAUCAGCGGGUAAGAAUGGCAGCAGCUGCAGUGUCAAACGAACAGAGGCCUUGGUUGCAAGGCCUGCAGCAGUUCCAGAGGUCGGGAAACCCGACCCGCUGUGGGACAUGGUGCGGCGGUUUGUAGCGGAGACGUCACUGGAUCUGCCGCCAGGUGUGCAAGCGGAGCACGUGGACCGCAAGAAGUCCCCGCGGCGGCAUUACGACAUGGACCUGUUGUUGCCGACUGUAGCCUACGCUCCACGUAGCCUGUCGUACUUUCCCUGGGAGCAGAAGAAGGACGUCGCCUUUUUUAGCGGAAGCGCUUUCUGCCCGCUAUACCCGGACCUGCACCCUAUUUGCCCGCGCGUCCUGCUCGCCAACGUGUCCGCCGCGGGCUGGUUCCGGAGCGAUCUGGAUGUGCGGCUGGUGCGCCCAUUCCGGGGCAGGCUGGGCUCGCAAGGGCCGUACAAGCGUGACGUGUCACUCAAGAAGGCGAGUGAGGAUUUGCAGGGAGAGGGGCCAGGGAGGAAAGCAGGAUCCAAACGAAACAAGACCAAAUGCGAACAGGAAGCUCGGGAUCAGGAGGGCAGGGGGCCGGCGCUGGCCACUGCCCCUCGCGACCACGCCCGCUACCGCUACCUGCUCCACAUGGACGGCUUGGCGGGAUCCACCCGGUUGGGGAUGCUCAUGGCAACAGACUCGGUCAUACUCAAAAGCAGGAGCCCGUACAUCGAGUACUACAGCCGACUGCAGGUACCCGGUGUGCACUACCUGGAGUUUUGGAAGGACCCCCACGACCCGCUGGACGUGUUGCGGGUGCUGGCUGAGGCGAGGGCGGCCGCCGCUUCGGACCCGGAGGGGAUGCGUGCGGCUGUGCAGGCCAACCAGGCCAUUGCGGCCAGGUACAUAGCAAUGGAGCCCAAGCUGCCGUCCAGCACCUCGUAUGCCUGCCAGUCUCUGCACCCUCGCGUCUUUCCGGCCAUGCUCCAUGCUCCUUCCUACAGCCGCCACAACGCCAUCACGGAUCUGUGCAGCCGCCGCGGCUCGCAUGCCCAGCCAAGCCAACCUUUUCCUAUUUACGCGCGCGCUGCGCUGCUGACCUACCACUCGCUGGUACCAGACAUGGAGUCGUGUGUGAGCGACCUGAUACAGCACCUGCAGAGGCCAAUUCAGACUGUCGGAAUGUCCCUGCCAGGGCAAUUCGACACCCCGACAGGCCAAUUCAGACUGUCGGAAUGUCCCUGCCAGGCCAAUUCGACACCCCGACAGGCCAAUUCAAGGCUUGUCCCGGCAAUUUAA